Molecule: messenger RNA, 6982 nt
Organism: Struthio camelus australis
Lineage: Eukaryota; Metazoa; Chordata; Aves; Struthioniformes; Struthionidae
Source: RefSeq, a predicted model, not a curated record
GUUGCCUGUAUUUGCACCUGGGUUACAGAGCUUUCCUUUCACAGUAGCAAGGUCUCAGUCAGAUUUGUCAUACUCGUUUAUAAUCGUAAUUUGAGUUACAAAAAACAUUGAGAAGGGAAUAUGUGAGUACUUGGUAUCACUGCAUAUGAAACGCACUGAAGGAAAAUGGCAUUUUGGGCAUCGGCGUGAGCUGCCCUUGAGUGCAAGUAAGGAGAGCUGGCACCAUCUGCCCGAUGUAGGCACAGCUACUGUGAAAUGAACUGGUGCACCUGCAUUUUGAUAUCUUAUAAACAGCCUUUUGUUUGGAUGGGUCUCACUGCUGAAGGGUGAAUCGCUGCAUCUGUUUAACAAUGAAUGUCUGUUUAGGGCAGAGAAUGAAGGAUAACGUCCCCAGUAGAGAGGGGAAGAGAUGGAACGGGGAUAACCAUUAAAACUGGGCUCUUGCUGGUAGCUUACUGCUAACUUCCCUCCCUUGCAGUAAGAGCUUGGAGAGCUCAGGAGCUCUAAAAUGUCGCUUCCAGAACAACAUGUAAAGUAUUGUGUUCAGCAAUGAUAUAGCAAGAGUUCCUCUCUCUGAAUUACUGAUCCCAUACACAUUUUGUAAUGGGAAUGAGCAGGAGAGCGGCAUGCGAGUUGUGUAAAGUAAUCCUUCUACUCUACUUACAGGCAAGACCUAUUAAUGUUAAUACUGUGCCUGGCAUAGUAUUUAAAGAAAUAUAUGAACCGUUCAGGAUUCACAGGUGAGCAGCAAGUACAGUCAAAAAUCUGAAAACCAACAUCUGUGAAGAGGGAUCUAAUGAACCUGCUGUGCAGAGGAAAGGUGACCGAGGGGAAGGUGUGAGGAAAUCCUCAAAUAUCUGAAAGGCUCUCUGCCGAGAGGAAAGUAAUAAAUUGAUCUCUAAACCUGUCCAUGAGGUAACAGUUUUAUAUUGCAUCAAAGGAGAAUUAAAUUGCACAGGAGACUUUUUUUUUUUUUUUUUGAAGUAUAGGUAAAAUGAAAAACUAAAUGGAUCACCUAGGAAGGCAGUCUUUAAAACGAGCUGGAUGGACACCUGCCAGCAGUGGUUUAGGGGGUGCUGAUCCUUCCAUAGAGCAUGGGAAUGGAUUAGUUACCUCCCCAGGCUCCUUCCAGACCUAAGUGUAAAGAUACCUUGCAUGUCUUUGGGAUCUGGCUCAUCCCCUCACCAUAGUAUAUUACUGCGUAUGGAGCAGACUGCAGAGAUAAGCGUGUAGAAGUCCUGCACCUAGUUGAUCCAGUGAGCUCUAAAUAUUGCCUGCAGGAACACAGAAACUGUUUCUGGUGUGCUGUGGAGCAGCAGGGGGGUGGAGCUGGAUGGAUACCUUUGCACUGCAGUUUGGGGUUGGCACAGCCUUUGCCCUGGAGGAAGGGGAAGGGAUGAGCAAAGGCAUUAGUAGGGCAAAGGCUGUGUUGUCUGUUAAUUCCAACUAAAGCCAAGGCAGAGAGAGGUGAGCUAAAUGUCAUUUUUACCAAGGGCAGUAAGGCUGGCACAAGCCUCAGUGCCAAAAGAACAUGCAGUAAACUUUUGAGCAAGCUGCUGCCCUUUGUCCUGCUGUCGGGAGAGCAGUGACUCACACCACCACUGCGCUGGAGACAGUCCAUGCUAUUCCCCUGCGUGGCCUUUCAUGCCUCCGUUUUGGAGGGGGGUGAGCCCAGCUCCCAGGCCUGCAGUUUUGCAGAGCCUCAGGCUGGAAAUGAACUCCAGACUCUUUGGGAGGAAAGGAGGUAUUUUCCUCCCUUGCAUGGCUUUCCCACUUCCCUGGGAAGUUUCCCACCUCCACUUACGAGCAGUGCUGCCAGGAGCAGGGAGCCCACGCGGGAGUGCUGCAUGGGUGCACACUGCGUUAUCCUGCAUGAGGAUGCUGGGCAGCUGGGGGUGUUCAAGGGCUAGGUCCUGCUUGGUCCUUCCCCAAGGCUGAACAUGGGUACCUGCAUGCCAAGGGUUUCCUUUACUCCUGCUGUGCUGAGAGGCUAGGGACACUCAGCAAUCUUGCGUCAAGAGGCAGCAUUGCUGGUGCCUGGAUCUCUCAUCUUCACAGAUCCCUUUUUGCUAUUUCUUAGACUUUUAGCAUCACUGCUCUUUCCAGCACGCUGUCCAAGUCGUAUCGGUGUGGUUCUUCCUAGUACAGUGUGGAGUAAAAGUGGCCUCAAUCUCUGUAGUCAGUAACAAAACCCAUCAUAGCUCAACACAGUUUUCUUUUUUUCUUUCUUUCCAGUCAAUAGGACGCGCUGUUUUAUAAAGUGUGACGUGAGUCAGCAGGGUGCCCUUGCAGCAGGGAAGGCUAACAUAAGGAGCAACAUUAGCAAGAGCGUUGUUGGCAGGUCCAGGGAAGUGAUUCAUCCUCUCUGCAGCACUUGUGAAGCCACAUCAAGAGCACUGUGUUCUGUUUUGUCUCCCUCUCACACCCCGGUAGAGGAGAGAUGUUGACAAUCCAGAGAGAGUCCAGCAGAGGAUUGCUAGGGGAUAAGGUGUUUAGGGGCAUGGAGCACCUGCAAUACAAAGUGGACAGAAGGAGGGACAAGAGAUAGCAGGCACAAGUUGCAACGGAGGAAAUUCCAGUUGGACACAAUGCAGAAAUACUUUACCAUGAGCGUGGCUUAGCAGUGAACUGGGGCCCAGAGAGGUGAGGAUCUCCAUCCUUCGAGAUUUUCAAGACUCCAUUGGACAGAGCCCUGAGCAGCCUGAUCGAGCUUCAAAGUUAGCCCUGCUUUGAGCAAAGGUUGGACUAGGUGACCUCCACAGGCCCCUUCCAACUGAAUUUUUUUCUCUGAUUCUGUCUAUUCCAAACGCCUGGAGCGUUCCUCACAGUAUCUGCCCUGAUAUUCGGCUAAAAGCCUCCUCAGCAAAAUCCUCAGUAGAUUCUCUUAGACUGGUCUGAGAACCCAUUUUCUAUCACCUCUUACUUGACCUGUAGCUGCCUUGUGUGUAGUGGGCCAUGCUUGGAAAUCUUUGUUUUUGCUUAUAUCUAACCUCGGGCACAUGUUCCUGUAAGUUCAUUUGUCAGUGCCAUGUGGCAGCUCGAGGUCUGCCAUCUGUUGCAGAUCUGUCCAAACUACGUUGUUUUAUGCAGUCACGCAAGUUUCUUCUGCGUAAUGUUUCCAAUUUGCCUGUGCUAUCAGAUCGUAUAGGUAAAAUUCCCACCCAGGUUUGCAUCUCCUGUUUUGAUAAUCUCUUUCUUUGUUCCUGGCAAAAAGAAAUUGGCCCUGCUUAUAGCCAUUCAGAAUAUUUGUAUUUUCCUGUCCUAGUGCUUGACUAUAUCACAUCCAUCUUUCCAUCCCUCCCUUGACCCCCUCUUCUGUAUUGCAGCAAACAUGAGCUACAUGUCUGCAUUUGAAAUGCCCUUCCUCAUCUGCUCCCUCCCUACAUCACCCUUGUUCCAGCCUCUCUUAGCGCUCUCUUUUUCAGGUGUGUCUACGCGACCUGGCAAUGUUUAAGCUGUUGAAGAGGUGGGACGACUGCCAAGUGCAUGGUCUCAGUGUCCCCAUGUCUUUCUCCUGUGUCCGUCUCCUGUUCCUUGUGCUUAAACUCUUCUGCGUAGGAACUGUAUUCUUUCUCUGUGUUGUAUUUCUGAGCACAACGGGUUCCUAGUCCAUAACUGAGGAUCAUAGGUGCUACAGAAAUACAGAAAGGUUAUAAUCUCUUCUGCACCCAUUUGCACUGCUACGUAGACUCAGGUCUAUAGGAAAACCUGCUGUUGUCUGAUUGCUUUUGCCUCUUUCUGGCUGCCCAUUGCUCAUGAUCUGUUGCUUGUGAAAUGGUAAAGUCCAAAGAUGACCUCUUUCCAUGUUAUUUGGUAGCAUAGGAUUAAACUCACAGGCAUCCCAGCUGUGCCUCAGUUUCUGGGCUCCGCAGUGAACAAGACAAAGAGGAUUUUUUUGCAGUCAGCUGUUGAGGAUGGCUCCAGGGAGCCGUUUGUCCCGUUACCACAACAACCCACCAGUUCCCAAACCCGUGCAACUGGGAGGUGGGGCCUCGUGAUCGUCCUGCCAGGAGCACAGCACAUCUGUGUCAGAGGAGCUGCGCAAAGGGCAGCACAGCUGCCACACUCUGCUCCGAGCUCUGCUGACCGCGGCGGAGGACCACAGCUCAGUGGAUGUGUCACAAUGACGGCAAAGAAGAAUCAGACUUUGCAGAAUGGAGGUGCCAAGGAGAACGUGCUCCAGAGGGUCCUGCAGCUGCCAGUGGUGAGUUCGACAUGUGAAAGCCUGCAGCGGACGUACACCAGCACCAAGGAAGCCCAUCCACUCAUGGCCUCACUGUGUGAGGUGUACGAGAGAGGCGUGCAGGGGGCCGGCGCUCUGGCCGUGUGGAGCAUGGAGCCUGUGGUGCGCAGGCUGGAGCCGCAGUUUGCUGUGGCUAACAACCUGGCCUGCUGGGGCUUGGACCACCUGGAGGAGAAGAUCCCAGCCCUCCAGUACCCAGUCGAUAAGCUUGCUUCUGAACUGAAGGACACCAUCUCCUCCCCCCUCCAAAGUGCCAAAAGCUCUGUUUCUAACACUGUGGACAAAAUCAUGGGGAUGGCGGUGGAUGGUUAUGAGAAGACCAGGAGUACAGUUGAAACCACGGCAAGGUAUACAAGGAGCAACUCUGUGAGCCAGAUGGCAGCUGCAGGGGUUGACACAGCCCUAGGAGGGCUUGAGAAGCUGAUGGAGUAUCUCCUCCCAGAAGAGGACGAAGAAGCAGAUCAAAAGCCAAAAGAGGUUCGUGGAUCAGUGGCAAAGGCCUCCCAGCAGCAGGCCAGUGCUCCCAGCAAUCCCAGCACUCUGGGCCGGAUUGGAGCCUUGGUUAGUACCGUCUCCCACCGUGCUUACCAGCAAACAGCCCAAAGCCUCCAGCGUGCCAAAGCCAAAGGGCAGGAGCUGGCCACCUGGAUCCCUGGCCUGGGCAGCAUGGUGAAGCCUAGCGUGCCCCCAGUGCAGUGCACCCAGAGCGAGGGACAGAGCGCUCCGCCUGGCUGGCUGAGCAGGAGGCAGAGCAAGGUGCCAGAGCAGAAACAGGAGAAAGCAGAUGGGAAGAAAGAGGAAAACCACACAAAUGAGGCAGGAGAAGGCCCUGGGCUGGUGGGCAGCAUGGCUCAAAACCUACAAACUGCCUAUGUUUCCGGCAUCUCCACCGUGAAGAAGGUCCCUGCUGUGGCUUGGGAUGCGGCAGAGGGGUUGAUCCUGUUCACCCCCCGCAGACUUUCCAAGGCCAUGGAGACGGUGGAUGCUCUCGGGGGAACCCUCGUCAGUGCCCCCAAGCAUCUGCUGGGCACGCUGUACAGCUACGUGCCGCUCCGCAGGCAAUCGGUGAAGGAAGAGGAGACAGCUCACAGGAGCAAACCCAGCGCUGAGGCAGACCAGAAAGAGGAGGAUCCCAAGCCUGCAGCUCCCUCCUCCGAGGAGAAAUCCCAGCUGAAAGGAGACUGGCGAAUGUAUCGAGGCCACCACCCCUUCUCCUUCCUGGGCCUCGAAGACCCCAUCUUCAUCCGGCACAACCUGUAUCGGAGCCCCAACUUCGAGCCCGAGUACCCUCCUCCUCGUACGUCGGCCUUCGCCCCCUACAACAGGCGGGUGAGCGAAGGCUCAUACCGCUUUAACCCCGAGGCGAUGUAUACCCGGGCCUAUUACACCAACCUCCAUGGCAGUGCCUUCAAAAAGGACUGAGCUGGCGUGGGAAGACCAGAGCUCCCUUGCCGCCUGUCUCACCCAUGCCAGCUCACUCGUCUUCAUGCUUUGCCAGCGGCACGAUGCUGCGUUCAGCAUCUACCCUCGCCAGCUACCCGCACGGCACAGCCCUCUGUCCCCCACAACCCAGCUCGGACACAGGGAAGAGAGGAUAGGGGAACCAGGCUUGAGGCUGGAAGGAAAGGGGCUGCAGGGGCCCAGCGGUAGGUGUUCCUGGGGACCUGCCCCAAAGUGAGUGACGCUGGGGUGACGAGCUCAUCCAAGCAGGGACAACUGUGUGUGGAUGCCUCUCUGUCCUGCCUCUCAAAACUUGUGUCCAUGCAAGGAAAUAAUUGGUCAUGUCCUCUCUUCCAGACAAAGGAAAGGCACCAAACUAGCUAGUUCUGCUAAUAACUUACAAUAGCCAAAUCGGAAAUGUAAAGGCUAGUCUGUCCUGCUUCUGCUAGAAGAGCCAUUAGGGCUCUCCAGCAUAUAUUAUGAGCCCUCUCUAGCCCUGGUUCAAGAGAACAAAUACUGAGCCUUUAAAAAGGCAGCCUUCCGCCCAGUUACUCAUGGGGCUUACGGGAGAUUGUAACAAAACCUGAGGGGCAGUUUGAGGGCAAACUACCCUCUCUUCACAUGUGCCCAACAGACACAGGAGGAGACUCUGUUUUCUGUUCCCUCAGGACCGUGACGGCGCUAAAUAGUAGUUGUGCAAUGGGAAUUUGUUUCCUGUAGAGUGCAGUGGGGUAAGGAGGAGGAGACUAAAGGCAGCAAGAAGCUCUGUUCUGAAAGGAAGAAAGUAGGUGGGAAGGAUAUCAGAGAUUGGAAGGAGAUGCAGAAACACUGGGGAGACCAGAAAAGAGAAAAGGGGACCAGCCAGGGCUGGCACCAGGCCACCCUGGUCCUUGGUGAGCACAUAGUCUAUAUGGGCUACACACAAAGAACAGCAUUGUGAGACAGACCAGCAAGGACAACAAAGCCAUCAAACUCCAGCAAAGACAACCUAGUUCCUCAUCCUUCUUCCAUCCCACCUUGCAGGUUAUGUCUCUGACCCCACUUUGCUCUUCCCAAGCUUAUCUGGGAGCUGUGCUUGAAAGUCCCCAGCCACUGGCAGGAUUCACAAAUAGGAAUGCCCCAGGGAUCAGGCUCCUCACUUCCCUCAAGAGACUUCUCACAAGAGACUAAUGGUAGGGCCUUUGAGGUCAGGAACAAGACCUGUGGCAACAGGAGUGCCUCUUGGAGCCCCUCUCUUCUGUAGGACUGCCUGAUUUCCUGCAACAUGUUGUUCUAUUUGCUGCAGUAAUAAACCUUCGG